AUGUCCCCUGUCAUCCCAGCUCUUGUUCUCGACAGGACCAAGGGCGCCAGAGUGGCCCUGCAGACAAGAGAGGGCAGCAGGCUUCUAGCCUGGGAGUUCACUUUCGCCUCACCUCCUUUCCCUCCCGUCCAUCCUGCCCGUGGCAACCGGGAGGUGACAGGUUCCAAGAGUAGACAGUAUAGCCCAUAAUCUCUGUCUGAGGACACUGAGGGACAGGGGAAGGAACUUGCCUCUGCCUCCUGCACACCCUCCCCCAGCCCUCCUGGCUCUUGUGGAGCCCAAACCCCAAACCAGAUCUCACGGCCCCCUUUCAAAGAUGUGCAAGCUGAGGCCCAGGGAGGGGAAGAAGGGAAGUUCAAAGCCACCCAAGCAGUCAGGGCUGGAAUACAGGAGAGCAAAGGCCUCCCUGAGGAUGGCAAGGAGGGCUUCCUGGAGGAGGAAGCUUUUCCAGAUGUGUCCAGGAGGGAUGAGCAGCCCAGGCAGAGGACACAGCAGGAGCAAAGGCCUGGUGUGGGUGACAGGGCAGAACCGGGGAGCAAUAAAGGGCCUCCUGGCCACAGGCAGAGGCCCCCUGCCUUCAGGAUCUACCCGGAUCUGCCCCUGAUCCAGCCCCAGCAUUGCCCACCUGGCACCAAGUCCUCUAAAAAGAUCUACCCGGAUCUGCCCCUGAUCCAGCCCCAGCAUUGCCCACCUGGACCAACACAGCGGACUCCAUCUUGGUCCUCAGGCUCCUACCCUCGUCCCCUACAGUCUGCCCUCCCCACCGCAGCCACGGGGCGCGUGCAGUACGCCGUGCGCUGCAGGCAGCUGGAGGAGCCGCAGCUCCAGGACCAGCAGCAGCAGCUGCAGCACACACCUGGGCAGUGGCUGGAAUCCAGUGACGACCGGCACGUCAUGUGUAGGCACGCCACCAUCUACCCCAUGGAGCAGGAGCUCCUGGCAGUCCAGAAGGCUGUGUCCCACGUGGAGCCGUUCCCCAAGCUGGUGUCCAACAUGCCGGUCCAGGAGAACUGCAGAAGCCAGGAGGAAGAGGGCAGUGAGCCCAGAAUCUCAGAGCCUGAGCUUUGA
Galeopterus variegatus (Sunda flying lemur) is the source of this 1068-nucleotide messenger RNA. RefSeq names its product zinc finger RNA-binding protein 2-like. The transcript has 9 exons. The record is from RefSeq and is a predicted model, not a curated record. Gene Ontology annotation, molecular function: single-stranded RNA binding; double-stranded RNA binding. Gene Ontology annotation, cellular component: precatalytic spliceosome. NCBI's taxonomy places the organism in Eukaryota, Metazoa, Chordata, Mammalia, Dermoptera, Cynocephalidae.